Messenger RNA from Aspergillus sclerotioniger CBS 115572, 1979 nucleotides. Its product is annotated as putative nucleoside transporter. Gene Ontology annotation, biological process: transmembrane transport. The coding region runs from base 316 to 1836 and encodes 506 amino acids. NCBI's taxonomy places the organism in Eukaryota, Fungi, Ascomycota, Eurotiomycetes, Eurotiales, Aspergillaceae. Gene Ontology annotation, cellular component: fungal-type vacuole membrane; plasma membrane. The transcript has 4 exons. The record is from RefSeq and is a predicted model, not a curated record. Gene Ontology annotation, molecular function: transmembrane transporter activity.
ACAAUGGCACACAAUAUAUCGCCUCGGAAUCGGCUGAGGUCGAGUGCAGUGACUCCGGGAAAGAAAAUAGGACGGUAUCUGGCCAUGUCUCGCACGGUUGGCGACUAAGACUGGGGCAAAGAUGAUGGCACCAGCGAGGUUCCCCCAAAUUUAACCCCAUCUGUUGCUGGCUUCAAGCGCGAUUCGACUAUUUCUUCCCCCUACAAAUACAUGCAUGCUCUAACGCCUUUUUUUCUGGGGAAGAAAAGGUGUUUGUGAGCCGUUUCCUCUCUUGCUCUCCUCUUCCCCUCCUCCCCGCAAAUCCCCUCCCUCGCCAUGGAGUUCAAAACCCUCGAGGAUGGCACCACCGUCGAGUCCAAGCAGGCCACGGCUUCGGUGGAAGAACAGUCCCUAGUCAAACCGCAGGGCUUGUUCGCCCGCAUUCGAUACUAUGAAGAGCUGCUGGACCGGAAACUGGGCGUCGAGUCUCACAGUCUGGACCGAGUCCUCCCCGAAAACCGUCAGCCUCCCAACACUUUGGCCAUGGCCUUCAUCUGGGCGUCGGCCACCAUGAACCUCAGCUGUUUUAGCACGGGUUUUAUGGGAAAGGAGUUCGGUCUGAGCCUGGGGCAGACCAUCCCCAUUAUGAUAUGCGCGACGUUUCUGGGCGCUUGUCUCACGGGUUGGUGUGCCACGAUGGGCCCUGGGACUGGCCUUCGUCAAGUCGCCAUCUCUAGAUACUCCUUUGGCUUCUACCCGUCCUCUAUCAUCGCCGCGCUGAACGUGAUAGAACAGCUGGGCUGGGCUUCAGUCAGCUGCAUCACCGGCGGCCAGGCUCUGCGCGCCGUUUCAGAUGGCCACAUCUCAAUGAUCGUCGGAGUAGUCAUCGUCGCUUGUGUCAGUCUCUGCUUCAGCUUUUUCGGUUUAAAGGCUGUUAUGACGAUCGAGCAAUUUAUCUGGAUGAUUGCCUUUGUCGUCUUCAUCAUCAUCUAUGGCGAAUCAGCGCACCAUGCCAACCUUUCAGAUCCUCCUACUGUCUCGGGUAUGACAAGGUCCGGCAAUGUCUUGAGUCUCAUCAGUGUCAUCUACGGUUCAAGUGCAUCAUGGUGCUCAAUCGUGUCCGAUUUCUACGUGCACUACCCGGUCAACACCUCCAAGGUCAAGGUCUUCAUCUACACGACCCUGGGUAUCUCUCUCCCGACCUGUAUCGGCAUGUUGCUCGGAGCAUGUAUCGCCUCGGCCCUUGACGAGAACCCAGAAUGGGCUGCUGCCUAUGACGAAGGUAUCGGCGAGAUCCUGCAAACCAUCAUCUAUCCCAGAGGAUUCUCCAAAUUCCUCCUGGUCCUCCUGGUGCUGUGUGGUAUCGGCAUGAACUGCAUUGCCAUCUACGCCGGUGCGCUCUCCGCUCAGCUGUUCGCCAAGCCGUUCCAAAAGAUUCCUCGGAUCGUUUGGACGCUCAUUGUCUUCGCCUGUAUUCUCGUCAUCGGUAUCGCCGGCCGUGACCAUUUACUUGCCGUCCUCGACAACUUCCUCUCCCUACUAGGCUACUGGAACACCUCCUUCUUCGUCAUCCUAUUCACCGAGCACUACUUCUUCCGCAACGGCAACCUAGCCAACUACGAUCUCGACGCCUGGAACACCCCAUCCAAACUCCCAGCCGGAUACGCCGGUCUCACCGCAUUCCUAUGCGGCGCCGCCGGCUGGAUCGUAGGCAUGGACGAGACGUACUACGUCGGUGCCCUGGCAAGAAAGAUCGGCACAGACGGAGGAGACAUUGCCAACGAGCUCGCGUUGGUCUUUACCAGCGUAUCCUACAUCCCCUUGAGGAUGUUGGAACUAAAAUAUAUCGGACGGUAAAUCUGUUCGAUGCUUCUGUACUAUAUUUAUGAAAGAAAAACGGCCACAAUAUCGCGCUGAGAGCUAAUGCAUGCUACUAUACCAUGCUACACCACAUCCAUCCUACUUAACAUUUAAUAGUGAAAAAAUAUCAACUCAUCCCA